UAAAGAAUUUCUCAGGCUUCCAAUCCAGUACAAGAGUGACUUAGCAAGACUCCAUCCCACCACUAUGAAGAAAAGUUGUGUUCUGUUCCUCUUGGGUUCCACCUUCCUGGUUCUGAUUGGAGUUCAAGGAACUCCAAUAACGCGGAGUGGACGCUGUUCUUGCAUCAGCAGCACCCAAGGGAAGAUCCACCUACAAUCCUUAAAAGACCUUAAACAGUUUUCCCCAAGCCCUUCCUGUGGGAAAACUGAAAUCAUUGCCACAAAGAAGGAUGGGACUCAAAUAUGUCUAAAUCCAGAUUCAACCAAGGUGAAGGAAUUGGUGGAAAAGUGGGAAAAACAGAUUAGCCAAAAGAAAAAGCAAAAGAAAGGGAAAAAACAGCGCAAAGUCAAGAAAUCUCUCAAAAAGUCUCACCAUCCUCGUCAAAAGAAGACUGCAUAAGAGCUACUUUGCCAACAAGUAUUUUCUGUGUUAGAAUCUUUUUUUACAAGAAUUCAGAAAUAAUGACAAAAGCAGAUACCAUCUCAUACAGACUUGUUAAUUUGACUAGCAAAUGUUAAGUGUUAUGAAAUUG
This is a messenger RNA of Lepus europaeus (European hare), 572 nucleotides long. RefSeq names its product C-X-C motif chemokine ligand 9 (gene CXCL9). Lineage: Eukaryota; Metazoa; Chordata; Mammalia; Lagomorpha; Leporidae. The transcript has 4 exons. Gene Ontology annotation, cellular component: extracellular region. Gene Ontology annotation, molecular function: CXCR chemokine receptor binding; chemokine activity. Gene Ontology annotation, biological process: inflammatory response; neutrophil chemotaxis; cellular response to lipopolysaccharide. The record is from RefSeq and is a predicted model, not a curated record. Bases 65 to 439 code for a protein of 124 amino acids.